AUGGCGGCCUUGAGUUUGGAAGAAGCGAUAGAAAGUGCUCUCGAAAGUUUUCCCAAUAUCGAUUGUUUAAAGGAUGAACAGAAGAAAUGUAUCGCAGCACUGCUACAGAAGAAAGACGUGUUGGGUUUGUUACCAACAGGAUUUGGUAAAAGCUUAAUUUUCCAACUAUAUCCGCGAAUCUUCGAGUUGGUGAACGGCAGGAAAAAUUGUCACGUUGUCAUUGUUAGCGCGUUGAAUGCUAUAACAGAAGAGCAGGUUCAGGAACUUGCCGACAUAGGCAUAUCAGCUGUAGCUGUUGGCGAUAGCCGUGAAACGGAUGAAAAUAUUCUAAAGGGCGAUUACAAGUUGGUGUUUGGUAGUGCAGAAAUGUGGCUGAGGAAGACCUGGAUAAAUAACUUCAAGAAGUCCGCCCUGAGAAACAAUGUGGAGCUCAUUGUCGUAGAUGAAGCUCACGUUGCUCAAAGUUGGUAGGUAUUCGGUAUUUCCUUUUCAUUGUAAUUUCCACCACACAGUAGGCUUAAGUUCAAUAUGCGACAUUGAAAACCUGAGAUGUAUGUACGUCGGUGUCGAUCGAUUGUUAACUUUUUGGUUGUAAUUUGUGGAGAAUAAAUUAUCAGACUUGUUAAGCUAAAGCAUGGUUGCAGUACUGUAAUACACUCGAGUGAUCUUACAACUACUGUUUUCUUUUGUCUGCUUAUGUUUGGUUUAAAAUCAGCCUACCGCUAUGCACUAUUUGACAAAACACUUUACAAUGUAUUAAGCGGAGUAAAGUUGUUUUCAAUAAUAAUAUUAAUAACGAUUUAUUGACAGUAUAUCUACAAAGUAGCUCUACAUCUGCCAUACUACAGUGGAACCUCAAUGUAACGAAGGGCCAAGGGACUGGCACAAUAUGUUCAUUAUAAUAAGGUUCCGUUAUAUCGAGGUUCUUUUUCAUAAAUUCUACUAUUACUGGGGCAAAGAAUUUUUUUUUAUACCGAGGACUUUGUUAUAUAGAGGUUCGUUAUAUCGAGGUUCCACUGUAACUAAAAGAGUAAAAACUAUUUACGUAGUGCUAUAGGUGUAGUGGUGUUAUAUGAGAUUUACAAUAUCUUAUUUUCUUUUUGAUUAAGGGGCCAGGCUACUAACAAGAAAACAGCUUUUAGGAAAGCUUAUGGGGACAUUGCCUCAAUAAGAUCCUUUCUUAAACCAGGAACCCCUUUACUUGCCUUGACGGCCACUGUGGAACAGAGAAGCAGAGAAGCUCUCGUGAAGCUUCUUGGGAUGCCUAAAGCAAGUGUGAUUGAUGUGUCAGUUAACAAUGAAAAUAUACGGUUCUCUGCCAAGGAUGUCAAGAGAGGGCUGAGUUGUUUCAAUUGGCUUGUUGACAAGAUUGGCACUGAACAGGAACAAACUCCAAAGACUAUUGUAUUUUGUAGGAGUAUUAAUGACGUGUCAGUUGUAUUGAGCUACCUACUCAAGAAACUGGGACACCUUGCUUAUAUAGAUGAGAACAAGUCAAAAACUAAAUGUCUACUUGGAGUGUACCACAGCAACAGCCCCGCUGAACUAAAGGAGCGAGUAAGAAAGUCUUUUAAGAAUGAUGAUGGUCCCAUCAGAGUAGUAAUUGCCACCUCUGCACUUAGCCUAGGAGUGAACUUUAAAGACAUAAGAUAUGUCAUACACUAUGGUCCUGCCCCAGAUUUGCGUAGUCAUUUGCAAGAAGCAGGCAGAGCAGGCAGGGAUGGCAAAGAGGCACAUAAUAUCACGUUUUACCAUGGUCAGCAGCUGCGUCUCUGUGACAAAAAAAUUAAAGCUUGCUUCAAAAUAGACACUUGCCUUCGAGUGGCCCUUUUCAAGGAUUUCGUGCGCGACAUAAAAUCUCUCCCAGAAGGGCAUCGCUGCUGCCAUAACUGCCACAGAAUGUGCAAGUGUGGUGGCAACAAAUGCAAUGUUCAGUUGCCAGCAUUUGAAGGAUCUACUUCUGAUCAGGAGAGUAAAUCAGGGAGAACAAGAAGCAUUACUACAGAAGAUGAGAAUGAUUUAAGAUCUGCACUGUUUGAAAUCCAGGAAACACUUAAUCAAAACAUUUCAUUUCCCAUAUUAGGGAAUACUGUUAUGGCACAUGGAUUUUCUGAUGAUGUCAUUGAAGGUAUUGUGAGUGAAGCCAGCCACAUUUUUGAUAUUGAAUAUUUGAUUGAAAAUCAUAACAUUACGUCAAUGCAACUUGCUAGAGACAUUGUAGAAAUAUUUAGUGAACAGUUUGAAGACAUAGACGUUUCUGCUGAUGCAAUGUUUUGUCAAUCCUUUACCCAGGAGCAAAAUUCAUGUACAGCCACAGAUUGUCAUACAGACAUGCGUGAUUUGUUCUGGUGUGACUACUUUGAUUCAUCAGAUGAUUCUGGAGAAGAGGAGGAUUGUCCUGUCAGUGAAGAUGAAUUUGAUAAUUUGCUUUUAACCCUUUGA
This is a messenger RNA of Porites lobata, 2442 nucleotides long. The record is from the annotation of a GenBank genome assembly. Lineage: Eukaryota; Metazoa; Cnidaria; Anthozoa; Scleractinia; Poritidae.